Candidula unifasciata is the source of this 1885-nucleotide messenger RNA. The record is from the annotation of a GenBank genome assembly. Lineage: Eukaryota; Metazoa; Mollusca; Gastropoda; Stylommatophora; Geomitridae.
UUCUGAAUUGGAUCCAGGCAAUGAAAUCAAGCUAGCCUGGUCAUGUGAUCACACAGAAGUUAAUCUGGUCAGGCGGCAGAUAACAUCAAAAUGGCUAAAAACCAUUCUUCUGGACAAACUGGUCAGCUGGUCCCAGAUACAUGGAAUUUCUACGGCUGUGACCUCAUUGCAGCUGGUACCAGUGGAUGAAUACAAAAACACAUAUCUACGCCUGAAAAAUACGUAUGGACGAGAGCUUGUCAAGAACUGGACAGAGCGCACAGAUCCCAAAAAGUUUGUCUACGAGGAUGUUGCCAUUGCUGCUUACCUCCUGCUUAUUUGGGAAGAGGAGCGUAGAGAGAAGCAGCUGACACACAAGCAGAGCUUUGUGGAUCUGGGCUGUGGGAAUGGAUUGCUGGUGUAUAUUCUCACAAAAGAGGGGCACAAGGGUCUGGGAAUCGACCUCAGAAAGAGAAACAUUUGGAGCACUUUUGGACCCGAUGUUGAUUUGCAAGAGAAGACGGUCAGCCCAUCGGGGGAUCACUUGUAUCCGGGAUAUGACUGGAUCGUUGGCAACCAUAGUGACGAGCUGACACCCUGGGUCCCUGUCAUUGCAGCCAGGUCAUCAUACAAAACUUCAUUUUUCUUAUUGCCCUGCUGUCCUCAUGACUUCACUGGCAAGUUUAACAUAACUGAGAAAGGGAAGAGUCGCUACGCAUCCUACAUGGAUUAUGUGAAAGAUAUCAUCGAACAUUGUGGGUUCGUUGCGGAGACGGACACCCUAAGGAUACCGUCGACAAAACGAAUGUGUUUUAUUGGUAAAAGGAGGACAUACACACAGCAGCUGGAAGAGGAGAUGGAUGUGAAGAGGCAAGCUUUCAUUCACAAAAGAACUAUUUGCAGUUUGAACCAAAAACCAGAAAAAUCUUGUGUAGACCUAGCUGUGGGUAAAGUUGUCAAUGAAAGAGAUGUGAUUUCUUGCUGUCCUAGCUCAGCUGAGGAGAACACGCCACUGCCAUCAGAGGAGAGUAACAACUGUGAACAGUCUCCGCCGUCGUCAGGGAAAGAUGCAUCGAGUAAGUGUUUGAAUGGUGGCGUUGAAGAUUCAGCAGACGCAGGUCAAGAGGAUAGUUGCUCGUCACCUUCUGAGAAAAGAAAGAGUGAGGUUCUUAGCAGUUUGGACAGUGGAUUUGGUGAUGAUGACAGUUUGGAGGGAAACAGAUGUACAAAAAGGCAUAAAGGAGAUUGUGGUGAAGAAUGCACAGUUUUGUCUGCAGAACAAGAAGAUAGUCACACAGGUGACAUGAAAUCAGACAGCAUCACACGUUUGUCCUCUGAUGGUUACUCUUGCAAGACUUGGGUGAAGGACUUUCAGCCUCGAGUUGAGCCUGGUGUCAGGAACUGCCAAAGGGUGCCAGAGCAGGUAAAAUCCCAGUUUGUCCAGGUGGCUUUCCAGCUUGUCCUUGCUGCUUCAGAUGCAAAGACUGUGUCAUUGGCUGGUGGGAGGACCUGGAACAAAGGGGGAAGUGUCCCCUUGAGCCAGAUAGCCAGUCGGUUUGACAAGACAGCAAUGCAGCAAUUGAAAAGUGAAUGUGGAGGCCUGCAAACAUUGCUGCGGAAUCACAGUCAUAUUUUUCAGGUGACGGGGGGCAAUGUUCAGCUGCGAGACUUUACAGCGGCAGAUCCCUGGAACGGAUGCAAUGUGAAGAAAGGCAGAAAUAAACGGGGCAACCAGGAACAUACCAGGAAAACAACCCUGUGCUGGUUUGCUGACAACCACCCGGACGGCUGCCCAAAGACAAAUAAUGAUUGUCCUUUUGCACACGGUAGUGGAGAGUUGAGAGAUAAACUCAGCAGCAGAGAAGACCAGUUAAGGAUGUGGUCAUCAAGGAUACUGAAAGUCUGA